AUGGGAAGGAAAAGAAAUUUGGAAAAGCCAAAAUCUGGCCCAGGUAGGAAGGCAAGGAAACAAUCCGAUCCUAAACUGCCACGGUCGCUUCAAGAAAAAAAGGACAUAAAAGAAUUAAGCCAUAGACAGAAACAAAGGUUGACAAAAAGAAUUGAGAAGAAACGUAUUCGGUUAGAAAUUCAAGCCAAAAAACUUGCUUUGAAGAAUAAAACCAAAAAAGAGACAGAAGAGGAAAAGAAAAUACGUGAUGAUGAUGAUGACGAUGAUGAUGACAGCAUUGAAGUUUCUUCUCAGGAGGCUUCUGAAAGUUCUGAGGAAAGUGAGACAGAAACAUGUGGUGCCAAUACUAAACCAUUAUUCGAUGAUGAAGAGGAUGACUCUGAUGACAGUGAACAGGUGAACAAUGAUGAGAUGCAAACAGAUGACUCGGAUGACAGUGAACCGAUGGAUGAUGAAGUUGGAGAAUCAACUGAUAGCAGUGACGACGAUGAUGAUGUCUCUGAUGACCAUGAUAAUGACAACGAUGAUUUGCUUCCAAUUGAGAAAAAAGCUGCCAAAUUGCAUAAAAAAGAAAAAAAAGACAAGGAACUUGCAGAAUUAGAACUACAAACCAACAUAAAAGAAAUGGAAAAAUUUGUGCUGCCAAGUGGACAGGAAAUUGAAGCAGAAUCUAAACUUCCUCCAGACCUUGCUGUGAUUCAGCAUAGAAUUCGAGAAAUAUUGCACGUUCUUGCAAAUUUCAAGGAACGUCGAGAACCAGACAGAAGCCGCCUGGACUACCUCACAUUACUAAGAAAAGAUAUGUGCAGAUAUUAUAAUUACAAUGACUUCCUUAUGAUGAAAUUUAUGGAAUUAUUUCCACAAGAUAUCAUAGAAUUCCUUGAAGCAAAUGAGGUUGACAGGCCUGUUACCAUUAGAACAAACACACUAAAAACAAGAAGAAGAAACUUGGCUCAGACUCUUAUUAACCGAGGCGUAAACUUGGAUCCACUUGGAAAAUGGACCAAAGUUGGAUUAGUUAUCUAUGAUUCUCAAGUUCCCAUUGGUGCCACCCCAGAAUAUUUGGCCGGUCAUUAUAUUAUCCAGGGAGGUUCGAGUUUAUUACCCGUAAUGGCCUUAGCUGCUCAGGAGAAAGAAAUGGUUCUUGACAUGGCUGCUGCUCCAGGAGGAAAAACAACUCACAUUGCUGCUUUAAUGAAAAACACGGGAGUUUUAUUUGCCAAUGAUUUCCAUAAAGAACGACUUAAUGCAGUUGUAGGAAAUUUGCAUCGAAUGGGGAUCACAAACACUGUUAUCUGCAACUAUGAUGGCCGGCAGAUGAAAGAUGUUUUGAGUGGAUUUGACAGAGUUCUUCUUGAUGCCCCAUGCAGUGGAACUGGGGUUAUAGCCAAAGAUCCAGGUGUCAAGACGAGUAAGAACCAAGAAGAUAUUGGCAGAUGCGCAAAUCUCCAGAAGGAACUUAUUCUCUCUGCAAUUGAUUGUCUAAAUGCAGAAUCCAGCACUGGUGGAUAUCUCGUCUAUUCCACGUGUUCAGUUUUGGUAGAAGAAAAUGAAUGUGUUGUUGAUUUUGCAUUAAAGAAAAGAAAUGUGAAAUUGGUGCCUACAGGCUUAGAAUUUGGUGAAGAUGGUUAUGUGAAUUUUCAAAGGCACAGAUUCCACCCAAAGAUGAAUUUAACAAAACGUUUUUAUCCACACACUCACAACCUCGAUGGCUUCUUUGUUGCAAAAUUAAAGAAAUUCUCUAACAAAAUUCCAGGAACUGAUGACAAAAUCUCAGAUGAGCAGAAAAAAACAGAAUUUAAAAAAGAUCCUAACAAAAACGUUACAGAUUCUGAUGACCAAGUGAAUGGAAACAGUUCGGAUUCUGAUUCCCCGCAAUUAAAGAAACAAAAGAAAAAAGGGCUGAAGAAGAAGAAUAAAAAAAUUGGUCAAAUGAAGAAAUCAGGACAGAAAAAAAAGAAUAUACUCAAGAAAAAGAAAUGGAAAAAGAAAUAG
Molecule: messenger RNA, 1995 nt
Organism: Acanthosepion pharaonis
Lineage: Eukaryota; Metazoa; Mollusca; Cephalopoda; Sepiida; Sepiidae
Source: the annotation of a GenBank genome assembly